CUUCAGUUAUAGACACCGUUGGGUCAACACCCGUGCUACUGGGGCUCAAGUUUGUGUAUUGAUGCAAAGUACAGUACAGUGCAUAAUUUUCUCCACUUAUAAGAAAAUUUUUUACUUUUAUUACUGGGUAUAGUGUGGGACAUACUGUAUUAACAAUUACCACAUUUUUGGAGAACAAUGGCUUGGACAAAGAAACAAACACUCAUUGCCCUGUUGAUGGUCGUCACUGGCUCCAUUAAUACGCUGUCAACGAAAUGGGCAGAUCAAAUGACAGCAGUGAAUAGUGCAGGUGAUGAUGUCCCCUUUGUUCAUCCAUACUUCCAGACUGAUGGCAUGUUUAUUGGAGAGAUAUCUUGUAUGUUUGCUUUUUAUAUACUCCGUUGUUGGACUCGAAGACGGCGUCUUGGACAAGUGGAAAUGGCACCUUCAAAUGAACAAAAUACCCAUUUUCCAAAGUUGGUUCUCCUACUGCCAGCCAUGUGUGACACCCUGGCCACAUCAACUAUGUACUUAGGUCUCACUCUCACAUAUGCCAGCUCCUUCCAGAUGUUAAGAGGUGCUGUUAUUGUGUUUACUGGACUUUUGUCAGUUGCCUUCUUGGGACGUAAAAUGAGAUACUUCCAGUGGAUAGGUAUCUUUGUUGUCAUCGCUGGUCUUGUUAUUGUGGGAGUCUCUGAUUUUAUAGGAGGCAAUGAAACUAGCGGAUACACCACCAAUGGCAUUAUUACAGGGGAUCUUCUGAUCAUCGCAGCUCAGGUUGUGACAGCUACUCAGAUGGUGCUAGAGGAGAAGUUUGUGACUAAGCUUAAUGUUCCUCCACUGCUGGUUGUAGGAUGGGAAGGGCUGUUUGGCUUUACUAUUAUGACAAUUCUUCUGGUGCCCUUCAACUGGAUCCAAGUUGGUGCUUUUAGUGGCAACCCUCGUCAUGUGUUGGAGGAUAUUCCUGAUGCAUUUACCCAGCUGGGCAACAAUCCUACUCUGAUUGCCCCAAUUGUAGGCAACAUCGUCAGUAUAGCAUUUUUCAACUUUGCUGGUGUUAGUGUAACAAAGGAGUUGUCAGCCACCACCCGCAUGGUACUUGACUCUGUGCGAACCUUCAUCAUCUGGAUCAUUGCUCUUCUUAUACCAUGGCAGAAAUUCCAAUACUUGCAGCCCAUAGGGUUUGCUGUGCUGCUAGUUGGUAUGAUGCUGUAUAAUGAUGUUGUGAUACUGCCAAUCCUGAGAAAAUAUGGAUGGCUCAAUGAUGCCCAGCCAGAAGAUGUUGAGCCAGUUCUUGCAUCAAGUUCUUCUGAAAGAACAACAGAAUCUGUGGAGAAGGACGGCAUUGAUAACCCUAAUGCUACAGUAGAACCUUUAUAAGUGAAGAGUGUAGUAUUUAGUGUUAGAUACCAACCGGUCUUGGUGAGGCUACUUUACCUGUGUAAGCAAUAAUAGAAGCUUCUUCCUUCUUUUAUCAACAUCAGUUUCAAUAUAAAAUGCAAUUGAGAAAAAAUUUUUGUUUGCCUUAAAUAGUAUUCAUGCACUGUAAUUUGUAUUUUAUUAUUAUUAUUAUUAUUAUUAUUAUUAUUAUUA
Molecule: messenger RNA, 1572 nt
Organism: Homarus americanus (American lobster)
Lineage: Eukaryota; Metazoa; Arthropoda; Malacostraca; Decapoda; Nephropidae
Product: solute carrier family 35 member F6-like
Exons: 10
Coding region: 178-1359 (393 amino acids)
Biological process (GO): transmembrane transport
Cellular component (GO): membrane; intracellular membrane-bounded organelle
Molecular function (GO): transmembrane transporter activity
Source: RefSeq, a predicted model, not a curated record